Molecule: messenger RNA, 3207 nt
Organism: Drepanopeziza brunnea f. sp. 'multigermtubi' MB_m1
Lineage: Eukaryota; Fungi; Ascomycota; Leotiomycetes; Helotiales; Drepanopezizaceae
Biological process (GO): proton export across plasma membrane; sodium ion export across plasma membrane; regulation of membrane potential
Cellular component (GO): plasma membrane
Molecular function (GO): sodium:proton antiporter activity
Source: RefSeq, a predicted model, not a curated record
AUGGCGUGGGACCACCUCUCCAUCAACCGGCCGCAUCUGGUCUACAUCAUCCUCGGUGGCUUCACCUCGCUGUUCAUGCUCUGUUCGUCGUUCAUUAAGGAGCAACUGUACAUUGGUGAAGCCACUGUCGCCACCCUCUGCGGAAUCAUCUUUGGCCCACACGCUGCCGACCUGAUCGACCCUGGAACAUGGGGAAAUACCGAUCAGAUCACUCUCGAGUUCUCUCGAAUCGUCCUCGUAGUCCAGUGUUUCGCCGUGGGGGUCGAGUUGCCCAAGUACUACAUGGAAAAGCACUGGCGGAGUGUGGUGUUCUUGCUGAUACCCGUCAUGACGUUUGGCUGGCUGGUAACCAGCCUCUUCAUCUGGUGGAUGGUCCUACCACUCACAUGGCUGGAAAGUCUGGUCUGCGCGGCUUGUGUGACUGCCACGGAUCCCGUCCUGGCGAGCUCCGUGGUGGGAAAGGGAAAGUUCGCCAAAAGAAUCCCCAAGCAUUUGAGAGAUGUCUUGUCCGCAGAAUCGGGAUGCAAUGACGGCAUGGCCUUCCCCUUCGUCUACCUGGCUCUCUACCUCAUCAAGUAUAGACCAGAUGCCAACGAGGUUGCCUUCAACUGGAUCGUCAUUACCAUCCUGUACGAGUGUGUCUUUGGUGCAUUUUACGGUUUCAUGAUCGGCUACAUUGGCAGACACGGUAUCAAAUAUGCCGAGAAACACGAGCUUGUCGACCGAGAAAGUUUCCUCGUGUUCUACUUUGUGCUGGCAUUGUUCUGCGCUGGCUCGGGUAGUAUCCUAGGGGUGGAUGAUCUUCUCGUUGGCUUUGCCGCAGGAGUCGGUUUCUCUAAUGACGGUUGGUUUACGCAAAAGACGGAAGAGUCCCACGUCUCCAACGUUAUUGAUUUACUGAUCAAUUUGGCCUACUUUGUCUACUUGGGUACGGUCAUCCCAUGGGAGCAGUACAACAACGUAGCCUUGGGUCUCACCCCUUGGCGACUAGUUGUCAUUGCCCUCUUCGUCAUUUUCUUUCGCCGAAUCCCUAUCAUGUUGGCGCUGAAGCCACUAAUUCCAGACAUCAAGACCUGGCGAGAAGCUCUCUUCGCUGGUCACUUUGGUCCUAUCGGUGUGGGCGCAAUCUUUGUAGCUAUUCUAGCUCGGGCUGAGCUGGAAACAGACACAACGACCCCACUGGCACAAUACCCUGAUCCUGCAGCAGAGAACUAUAUACUUGUCGCACUCAUCUGGCCUAUCACUACCUUCCUUGUCAUCUCGUCGAUCAUUGUUCACGGCUCAUCAAUUGCUGUGUUUACUCUGGGAAAGCAUAUCAACACACUCCACCUCACUAUGUCGUACACCACAGAUGUUGAUGGGCCUGGCUGGUUGAAUCGACUUCCGCGCAUCGCGACCACCUCAAGGUCGCAGGCAAAAUCCUCGGUCUCUGAACCCGAUGCCGAGGACAUGAAGAUGGACAAUCUGCCCCCCGGAGUUCUGCCCCCAGUCGGCAUGCCCAGGGAAUUCUUGCGUCGCCAAAAAGAGGAGGACAAUCCCGGCUACGCCGGCAGCCGAGCAUCGUCACUCAUUCCCCGUCGCCGAAAGAAGAAGUGGGAUGACGGUCUGGGUCCCGGAGGCCCCAUCACUCAAUCCGCUAUCUACCCUACACGGCGAAGCCAGAGCGUGCAUAUGAGCGAAUACACAUCUGACACCUUGACACCAGGCGAGCACUCCCCAGAAACAGAAGAAAAUGAUGAGGCGAAUGAACGCGAUCUCGGCGAGGUGCAACAUGAUCCCGAGAUGGAGGAGAUCCAGCAUAGGCACUCUAGUGACGAGAAGCGAGAUCAGCACAAGUCGGAUGCUGAGCGCCAUCCGAACAGAGAGGAGGUGUACAUCGAAGGCGACGAUGUUAUCGUUGAAGAUGAGGAUGGCGAGAUCGUUAAUACUGAUAUCACUUCCCAUAAGGUGGGCGAGAAGGCAGCAGCUUCCAUGAACACAGGCAAGCGGUUGAAGGAUGACGUGGAACAUCCAGCUCUGGGCUACAAGAAUCUGAGGAAGAAAUUGGGAGUGUGGCGACACAAAGAUGAACCCGAGGAUGAGGAUGGGGGGCCCAAGGGUGCAAAGGCCCCACCCAAGAAGCGAGGCCCAGCAUUGGCAUAUCAAUUUGGAAACACGAUCAUCGUUGAAGACGAGGACGGAGAAGUUGUCAAAACAUACGAGAUCCCUCCCACCAAACCCAAGUCCGGGCACGGCGGCGCAGUUCGCAAAGAGCUGAAUCGUAUGGGUACCUGGACCGGUAUCGCCAGAAAGCCUGAAAAGAACGGGGAAUCUUCCGAAGUCGAAGCAUCUUCAUCCCGACCCGAAGCAUCCCGCAAGGUCUCUCGACUCGGUAACUGGGGAUUCAAGAGCACGAAAACGGCCGAGUAUGAAGGCGACGACAGAGGCAAGCGCGCCGAUAGCAACGACCAAGAAGAAGACGAUCGCCACAUCCGCUUCACGAUUGGCGGUGCAGGCCGUCGCUUGACCAAGGACGACUUCUUGAAGGAGAUGCGGGGUAUGGACCCGAAAGCUAGAGCUGCAGUAGUAGCCGCCAGCGAUGCAUCAGCCGCCAUGAAAGACCUUGCUCGCAAAGACGCUAGUGCAGACACUCCGGGAAGUAGCCGUCUCUUCGCUGCUCAGGAUGCACAACUGGCUUCAGGCAAGGGAGCAGCCACAUCUGUCGGUGCUGAGAUGGCCAGACGUCAAGGUGCAGUGAUCGACGACGACGACUACGACGACUACGACGAGAUGCACGAGAGUGGUAGCGAGGAAGAGGACAAUGGACGCCCUGCUACGCAUCGCCUUACAUCCAUGGCUGAGCAAGACAACGACGAGAAGCCAAUGGCGGCUAGAAGAAUCGACUAUGCCAACUCUUCGUCGAACGAUACGGGAGAGACGCAAGCGGAGCGCAGGAGGCGAGAGCAAGCACUUAAGGGCGUGAAACAGACGCCAGCGCAAAGGGGGCGGUCGCGGGAGAUUGAGCAAGCGGACGAUGAGGAUCAAGGGGAACCUGAGAGGGAGACGGCCGCGGAGAGGAGGCGGAGGGAGGCUGCGCUUGGGACAAGCAAGGGGAGAGACGAGGACAGCGGCGACGACGACGACGACAUGCUGCGGGAACCGCAACCGGUGGCGAAGAGUCGGGGCAUCAGGUUCGCGCAGAGUCCAGUGAGGGGUGAGAAGAAGUGA